Messenger RNA from Emiliania huxleyi CCMP1516, 942 nucleotides. RefSeq lists its product as hypothetical. The record is from RefSeq and is a predicted model, not a curated record. Lineage: Eukaryota; Haptophyta; Isochrysidales; Noelaerhabdaceae. The coding region runs from base 1 to 942 and encodes 313 amino acids. The transcript has a single exon.
AUGGAACCUCUGCUCGCGCAGAUGCUGGAUGCGAGGAAACAGCUCCUGAACACGAGCGUGCAUCGCGCCGCGCCGCUCAUGGACUGGGUCCCGCGGCUCGACGCCGCAGCAUCCGUGCUGGUCCAGGUGGGUGCCAACGAUCACAAACGGCAUGGGUACGACAAUGGCGACCCAGGGCCGGUCUGCACACAACGAGGAUGGCGGUCGCUUCUCAUCGAGCCAUCGCCGAACCACUUCGAGAAGCUUCGCAAGCAGUACGAUGGGCAUCAGAGCGUUCGGCUGCUCAACGCCGCAGUGUGUGGCGCAACGUGCAAUGCGCACGAGAAGAAGACAUUCUGGUCUGUGGACCUCUCCAAUAAGACCGACCCAGACGGUUGGGGCUCCAACCACAGCGAUCCGCGCUGCGCACUAGUGCCCGGCGGGGGCUGGGUCUCCGAGAUCGCGUCGCUCAGCAGAGGCCACCUGAUCGCCUCAGCCAAGAUCUUCGGCUUCACGCCAGCCAAGUGCAACAGAUGCUCUCAGCUCGUGGGUCGAGAGCUGCCACCAAAUUGCAUGGACCGGCUGGUGAUGAACCGUAUCGUCGCCCACCAGGUGCCGUGCGGCUGUCUGGCCACGGAGGUCUCCGUACUGCGCGCGACGCGUCCCGUCACGCUCCUCAUGAUUGAUGCCGAGGGCUACGACGCCGAGGUCCUGAAGCAAUACCCAUUUGAUCGCAUCCCCACGUGGCGCGUCGUCUACGAGACGUCGCACUUGUCGUCGGACAGCAUCAGAAGCUCUGCCAAGCUCAUGAUGAGCCACGGCUUCGUCAACCUGCUCGGUGGCCUGGCGAAGUUGCCAAUGACCAUGUGGCACCAUCGCGAGAGCGCCGAGGUGUACAAUGGGAGCAUGUGGGAGGGGUCCCGAAGAGGCCGAGGCAAGGUCAAGAGCGCUGCCACCGCGUAA